CGCCCCCUGCUGCUCAAGGCAACAGUUCUUGGCAAGGCUUUGGCGGUCGAGCAUUUAGGAACCGCGGUCGGGACACACACGUUGGAGGCGGGGCUCCAGUGGCUAAAACCCGCCUUCAAGCCUCGCAGCCCGUGCGUCGCUGUCUUCGGGAUCUGUGAAGUGUGCAGUGAUAUCCUGAGAGAAGAUGGGAAAGGGCUGCAAGGUUGUGGUUUGUGGCUUGCUAUCCGUGGGGAAAACAGCAAUAUUGGAGCAGCUCCUUUAUGGGAAUCAUACUAUUGGAAUGGAAGAUUGUGAAACAAUGGAAGAUGUAUAUAUGGCUUCAGUGGAAACAGAUCGAGGAGUAAAGGAACAGUUACAUCUUUAUGACACCAGAGGUCUACAGGAAGGUGUGGAACUGCCAAAGCAUUAUUUUUCAUUUGCUGAUGGCUUUGUUCUAGUGUACAGUGUGAAUAAUCUUGAAUCCUUUCAAAGAGUGGAACUUCUGAAGAAAGAAAUUGAUAAGUUUAAAGACAAAAAAGAGGUAGCAAUUGUUGUAUUAGGAAACAAAAUCGACCUUUCUGAGCAGAGACAAGUGGACGCUGAAGUGGCACAGCAAUGGGCAAAAAGUGAGAAGGUGCGACUGUGGGAGGUAACGGUUACAGAUCGGAAAACUCUGAUUGAACCAUUCACUCUCUUAGCCAGCAAACUCUCCCAGCCCCAGAGCAAAUCGAGCUUUCCUUUGCCCGGGAGGAAAAACAAAGGGAAUUCUAGUUCUGAGAACUGAAAGUCAGUGCCAUAGUUGUUUGUGGAAUAGUGAUUGCCUUUAAGUGUCUGUGAACGUGUUUAAAGUAGGCCAUUUAUUUGUAGCUGCCUUUGGUCGUUUGGAAAUCCCUAAGGAAGUAAUUUAAUGCACAUUAUGUUUAAAUUAUUUGGGCUAAGUUUAUUAUUAUUGCCUGAUACAAAAUAAUGUAAUGUAUUCUGGCUGCUUGGAAUUUGUCCCUGAUAGUAGCAACUAUAUGUACCUAUGAGUAGUGCCCCUGCCCAAUGUUUCAGAAGCUACCAUUCUGUAAACUUUAUGCAUUUUUAGCUCAAAGAUAACUGUUUUAAAGAAAGUCAUCAGUCAUCUAAUGCCUAGAAUUAUAAAAUGGCAUUUUUGUGUCUUAGAUCAAACAGUAAACAAUUUGGGUACUAAGCUGAAUUUUAUGUGGUGGAGGUCUUGCUAAAUAGAACAAAACCUAUGGUUUAGCUUUGUUCAAAUUACACAUUUAGCAUGACUGGAGGUAGUGGUUGGUAUAAAUAACGUUCAAACUGUUUCUUUAGAACUCUCUUAGGCCCAUAAGGAUAGAAAACUUCUGUUUUCCACAAGGAAUACUAUACCUUCUGGAACAGUUUUCUCGAUACAUAGUCAGGUGGAAUAAAACGUAUCAUAAAAAUAUUGGACUACACGUAGUCUUCAAGCUGGAUAUCUAAGUUCGUGCUCAGGUGCUCUGAAGAUUUUGGCAAGGUCUGAGCAAUGGAGCUCACUGUAGUUGGCAGGCUGACAAUAUUGUAACUAAUUUUAAAAGUAGGAAGCAAGCACUUAGUGGUUUCAAUAUGAAAGCACUUAACUAAUUUAAAUGUAAAACAAGAAAUAAGCUGUUCAAGCAAAGAAAUGGGAACAUCAUCUAGUAAAUUUUAAAAUCUUCAAUGGUAUGCUUUUAGGUUAGGCUAGUAUUGCCACUGUGUAAUUCUUUAAAAUUUCUCAUCACAAAUACAUUUUUGGUCAAAAAUUAUCACUCAGAUAAGUCACCCCCUACUUGCUCUCCCACUUGAGUUUAUCUUGGAGCUUUUUUCCUAUGUAUUUUACAUAGAUGGAUAAAUACUUUUACAAUUAUUUCAAAAUAAUAUACUAGAGCGUCCUGCAAUUUGCUUUUUCCUAGUGAACUCAGGUCUGUGUUGACAUGCAUCUAGUUACCAUAUUCCUUUUAAAUGCUUACUGAAUGUGUAUGCACCUCUGGGGUGGAUACCAAGAGCUAGAAUUGCAUUACCCUGUAGGUAAGAACACUUAGGUGCUGCCAAAUCGCCCUCUAAUGUGGCUGUACUUAUUUAUCCACGAGGGAACCCAUUUCCCAUGCACUUGCCACCAUGGCAUCUUAGAAAUGCUUUUUAAAAAGUUAAUCUUUGAACUGCUUUUAAAAAAGUUAAUCUUUGGGUUCAUCUUUGAAAGACAGUGGGUUAGAUUAACCUUUUCUAAGGCCCCAAAGAUGUAUCUUCCAAGGCUGUUGUAUAAAUUAAAGUAAUAUACCAAUUCAUUGAGUCUGUAAUUACUUCUAGGUUGCUUUAUAGCACAGAUCUAUCAAGUUUUAAAAAAAAGUAAAUGAAUACAUCAGUUAGGUGGUU
Pteronotus mesoamericanus is the source of this 2358-nucleotide messenger RNA. It is a transcript of the gene NKIRAS1, whose product is annotated as NFKB inhibitor interacting Ras like 1. The record is from RefSeq and is a predicted model, not a curated record. Gene Ontology annotation, molecular function: GTPase activity; GTP binding; GTPase activating protein binding. The transcript has 4 exons. Gene Ontology annotation, biological process: Ral protein signal transduction; canonical NF-kappaB signal transduction. The coding region runs from base 185 to 763 and encodes 192 amino acids. NCBI's taxonomy places the organism in Eukaryota, Metazoa, Chordata, Mammalia, Chiroptera, Mormoopidae.